Molecule: messenger RNA, 4885 nt
Organism: Hemiscyllium ocellatum (epaulette shark)
Lineage: Eukaryota; Metazoa; Chordata; Chondrichthyes; Orectolobiformes; Hemiscylliidae
Gene: acsl3a
Product: acyl-CoA synthetase long chain family member 3a
Exons: 15
Coding region: 172-2295 (707 amino acids)
Biological process (GO): long-chain fatty-acyl-CoA metabolic process; long-chain fatty acid metabolic process; neuron differentiation
Cellular component (GO): plasma membrane; lipid droplet; endoplasmic reticulum
Molecular function (GO): long-chain fatty acid-CoA ligase activity
Source: RefSeq, a predicted model, not a curated record
UGGUUGGAGGUGGGGAGGCGGUGACAGUGAGCAGCAGGCCGGUGCAUACUUUGCAUAUCAGUUUGUGAGCAAGCGCCACUGGUACAAAACUGGCGUGGUAUUAAUUCUAUAGCCUCGCAGGCUUACAGACAUUCUGGAUCUCUAAUUGCACGCUUCAAGCCUCCAAGCAAAAUGAAAUUGAAGAAGGGCAUUAACCCUAUCUUUUCAUUGAUUUUGCAAUGUAUGAUUGUUGUGUGCAAUCUCUUAUUUAUUCUCCCAUUGCAGCUCUUUGGGGGUUCACGGCGUAGACCAAAUAUAAGAGCAAAAUCAAUUAGUAACCAUCCCGCUGGCCCAUACCGAUGUGUGGAAAGCUUAGAUCGUCUACUGGCAAGUUUAUAUGCUGGUGCUGACACCCUGGAUAAAAUUUUUCAGUAUGCCACUGAGGCCUUUAGACACAGGAACUGCUUGGGAACACGUGAAAUUCUUAGUGAGGAAGAUGAGAUUCAGCCAAAUGGAAGAAUCUUCAAAAAGUUAAUACUUGGAAAUUACAAGUGGCUCACCUACGAUGAGGUCUAUCGUCGUGUUACACAUUUUGGUAGUGGAUUGGCUAUGUUGGGCCAACGACCAAAAGCCAACAUAGCCAUCUUCUGUGAAACAAGAGCUGAAUGGAUGAUAGCUGCCCAAUCCUGUUUCAUGUAUAACUUCCCUCUUGUCACCCUCUAUGCAACUUUGGGAGGUCAAGCAAUUGCACAUGGUUUAAAUGAAACCGAAGUCACUCAUAUUAUUACAAGCAAGAAACUUCUGCAAACAAAGCUAAAGGAAAUCCUAAUUAAUGUUCCGAAACUGCAGCAUAUCAUAAUCGUAGAUGAUAAAUCAACAGCAUGGUCUGAAUAUCCCCGUGGCAUCAUGGUUCACAACAUGGCAGCAGUGGAAGCAUUGGGUGCAAAACCAGAAAACUUGAAUAGACCACGAACCAAACCUACAUCUUUAGAUGUUGCCGUAAUAAUGUACACAAGCGGGUCUACAGGCUUACCAAAGGGAGUGAUGAUUUCACACAGCAACCUCAUUGCUGGGAUAGCAGGAAUGUGUUCUAGAGUUCCUGACUUGGGACCAAAGGAUACGUACAUUGGUUACCUACCCCUGGCACAUGUCCUGGAGCUGAGUGCGGAAACACUUUGUAUGGCUUGCGGCUGUUGCAUUGGCUACUCCUCCCCUCAGACUUUGGCAGACCAGUCUGCUAAAAUCAAGAAAGGAAGCAAAGGUGAUACAACGGUACUUAAACCAACACUAUUGGCAGCUGUACCGGAAAUUAUGGAUCGCAUUUAUAAGAAUAUUGUGACCAAAGUGGAAGACAUGAAUAGUAUACAGCGGACUCUCUUUGUUGUUGCCUACAAUUACAAAAUGAAACAGAUGUCCUUGGGUUGGAGCACGCCUCUCUGUGAUUGGUUGAUUUUCCGAAAAAUACGUUCGUUGUUAGGAGGAAAAACUCGGCUCAUUCUAUGUGGGGGUGCUCCAUUGUCACCAUCUACACAAACGUUCAUGAACAUCUGCUUCUGCUGCCCUGUUGGACAAGGAUAUGGAUUAACAGAGACUUGUGGAGCAGGGACUAUUAGUGAUGUAUUUGAUUACACCACUGGUCGUGUUGGAGCUCCACUACCAUGCUGUGAGAUUACGCUAAAAAACUGGGAAGAAGGUGGAUAUACCGUAUAUGACAAGCCACAUGCUAGAGGAGAAAUUCUUAUUGGUGGCCCAAAUGUUACCCUGGGCUACUUCAAGAAUAAAUCCAAAACACUGGAAGAUUAUUUUGUAGAUAAGGAUGGACAGGCAUGGUUUUGUACUGGCGAUAUAGGCGAAUUUCAAGAUGAUGGAUGCCUUAAGGUCAUUGAUCGCAAGAAAGAUCUUGUGAAGUUGCAGGCUGGAGAAUAUGUUGCCCUGGGAAAGGUGGAAUCAGCUUUGAAGAACAGUCCAUUAAUAGAUAAUAUCUGUGCCUAUGCAAACAGUGAUCAAUCUUAUGUCAUCAGUUUUGUGGUGCCUAAUCAGAAGCAGCUAUUAGGUCUGGCUCAACAGAAGGGAAUAAUAGGAACCUGGAAUGACAUUUGUAACCACCCAGAAAUGGAGAAAGAGGUGCUGAGAGAAAUUACUGAUGCUGCUGCAAUAGCACGAUUGGAGAAGUUUGAAAUUCCAUUGAAAGUUCGACUGAGUCCUGAGCCAUGGACACCAGAAACAGGCCUGGUCACUGAUGCCUUCAAAUUGAAACGGAAGGAACUCAAGACCCACUAUCUAGCAGACAUUGAACGAAUGUAUGGAGGGAAAUAAUACCUGCAUUCCACUUCACUCCAUUAAAUAGGAAUGAAUUUGAAGCAUAAUUACAACUGAGACCAAAAUACAUGCAAUUUUUAAAAAAUCUAAAACCAUAGGAUUAAUUAAUCUGGAAGAAAACAUCACAGUAUCUUAAGUUACCCUGUACCAGAAACUGACUAUUGUUUGAUUGCAAGGUAUUAACAUUUAUCGGGUCAGGAUUACUAAACCAAUUGAAGCAAAAGUAAUGUUUCUUUUUGUGUUUAUUUAUAAAUUAAAUUUUGUUCAAGUGGACUAGGAAAGAAAUGAAUUGUACAUAACUACAUGAUGUCAUGAGCCUCUAAUACAGUGCUGUUCUCGCUUGAUUGCGGAAACAGUAUAGUUUAUUUAUUAUACAAUGUGUGCAAUGUUUAAAUUAGCCAUGUUUUGAUCUGUGCAGGGCUUGUUCAAUCCAAAAAAUUUCAGGAACUCGAUGAAUUUCAUUGAUGGGUGUCUUCUCGGGUAAUUAGCUAAUUCAUAAAGAUCAACGAGAUCACAAGUUCAAUUUUUAGACUGAGUCUGUGUCGAUUUAACUGAUCUCCCCAGGAUAGUGAUGUGGGUGCUUAAGUUGUGAAUGAAAGAUCAGUCAAACAGCAACCCCUUGGCUAUUCAGCAGUAAUUGUAGCUGGAAAUGUUCAUGUGUCAGCUAAGGACAAAAUUGAACUUGGUUAUGAUGUCUCUUCUCUUCACAUAGCCUGCCUGUGCUCACUGUCAAAUUCCACUUUUGGAUUGUAGCCACUUGCAUAAGAAAACAGGCUGUAUAUAGAACUUGUGGAAUCAUAAUCUUGCAUGUAGUCAAUGUGUUCAUGCAAGAAUAGGGAAAACUGUCUUGAUGAAAAAUGUGAUGAAUGCUGAGGUAUAUCAUACAUGGAAGAAAGUUUAUAAAUCACAAACAUUUAAACCUGGUUUUUAUCAUUGUAUUUGUUUUAUUAGCAGAUUGAUGGUAAAUUGUUAAUGAAGAAAUAAGCAGAAAACUGCUCUGUAUAUGACAGCUGUUGAAAUAUUUCAAAAUGGCUGAUAUUUUGCACCUUAACCAAGUUAGUGUGUCUGAAUGUCACAAAACACAACAAUGGAAAUGCAUUGUGUAGAAAUUCAUUGCCAAUCGAGGUUAUAAAAAAAAUCUCUAUUACACAAAGAUUCAGAGACAUCUGUUACAAUGUGAUUGUCAUUGAUUUUUAAGAAGUGUUUACAUCAUAGAUCAUCUAAUAUUGCCUCCAAAUUUCUGAAGAGCUCUAUUUGUUUCAUGCAAGUAGGAACUAAAGAAAUCUAAUUUUGUCAGGAAUUAUAUGGUCUCCUUUUCAUCACUCAGUAUUCAAAUGGAACUUUGUUGUCUGGCCCGUUCACUAUGUUCUUUGUCUUGGGCCUUGGAUCCGUGAUUGGUAAUAGCCAUAGGUAUGAAGGGGUUUAUUGUAGAAAAUUCAAACAUUGUGUACACCAGCAAGAAAAGAUGAUUAUUUUUCCUGAGGCUUUUAACUUUAUUUUUUGAUUGCAGAACUAUGGGGUAUUACAGGUUGAAAAUGGGCAUGCUAAAACAUGACAUAUUAUCAGUGUAAAUUAGACAGUGGUCAGUAAAAUGUUUGGGCUGUAUGUAUCUUGUUUUUCAUAUCAAUUUAGUGCUUCUGACCUUGAUCUGUACACAUGGUAAUCAUAAUACCAGCUUUUGCAGUUUACCGAUAUGGUGUAGACAGCUAUUACACUCAGAACCACAUUUUCAGUAAAACAAUAUUGGUAAUAAUGCCUAAAUUCUAAUUCUUCAGCUGCUCAUUGAUUGUUGUCUUUGUUCUCAGAUCUUGUUUACUGCCAAGAAUGCUGAUUUAUUCAGUUAGUUUUCUACUAGAAAUCAGUUAGUCUUCAAAACUGACUAGUAUAUUUGCGCCAAAUACACUAUCGGUACGUGUGAUAGUAAAAUAGUGUUUGCUAUGCAUCUAAAUUGAUUUGUGAAAAUAAUUUGUGAACAUUUUUAGACAGCAGAAGCAAUCAUGUUCACAGUACUACAUUGAGAGGGAAGUGACAGCAGUUUUUGAAAGUGACUGCAUAAUGACAAACACAUUGUUCAUAGCUCAUUUUCAUGCCGUCUGAUUCUGCAGGGAUGCAUUUGAACGUGUUAAUUUUAUGUAAAAAAAUUGUGUUAUGCUUUGUGCAUGGUUAUUAGAAAAACUUUUCAAAUGUCAGCCUGUGGGGAAGGGAGAGGAGGGUUAAUAUGUGCACACAAAUGGUGCAUACAUGUAUUUUUAAAACAAAAUACUGGUAAAAAUUUGCUGUACUCUGUAUUUGACUACUGUUUAUUUUAAGGAAUUCUGGUGUGGCAUCUACAUUAAAUCUUGUAUUUAAUGGUCUGUUUCUAUCUGUAAAUACCUGUAAGACUGUAAAUUUGGUGAAAGUUUUUCUUUUGAACAGUCAACUGUACAGCAAUCUUAACUAUUUAAUGUAGGAAUUUCAAGAUAGUCUGCAAUUUUCUUUGGACCUCCUGCAGAUAUCUAUAUGAACCACAGUUAUAAAAUGUAUUCAAUUAUUUAUUUGUAUUUGGAUAUGUUUUCAGUUACAAAAUAAAAUUGUAAUUUGUGAUUUC